UUAAAACUCUUAGCUUUUGUAAAUUGUAGAAAGCCAACUCAGGGAUUCAACAUGCUCAACAUGCAUUAUCUGCGGUAUCUGCCAAUUUUCGUUCUAUUUGUGUGUGGGAUGCUGCAGUUAUGUGGUGCAGACAGGGGCUCAAAGUUUUCCCAAGGACCUGAUAUCAGGAGUUCUUGGAAGGGUCAAAUGUGUAUUCUCCGUGAAGAUCAUGCAGAAGCUGGAGAGUUCACUUAUGACCAUGUUGAUGAGAGUGGAAAUUCCUGCAAAUGCGACCUGUGUCCUCGCGGCAAGAUUCUCCAUCGGGCUUGCGUGUGUGAUCCAAACUCAUCAGGGUACUUAGAACCCUCAGAUUGCAGACUUGUGAAUGUAGGUGAACAAAUGAUGCCUGACAGAAACAACUGCACCAAGGGCUUUGACUGCCGGAAAUGUAAUCAUCCCUGGGUAGUGGAAGUACAGUGUGGGUUACAUGGAACUGACACAGUAUGUAAAUGUGGAGACGGCUAUUACAGGGCAUCGGAAGAACAGUGUAAACCCGACCCUCACUGUGAUAAGGGUUUUGAGCGUAUUAUUACUGAAGAUGUGUUGAAUGGAACAUACGUCACAGGAAAUGCCACAGGACCAACAGUGCAUCCUACAGAUCAAUGGCAUCUAUUCUUCUGGAGUUCCGUGGUGAUUGGCAUUUUUAUAGUUGGAGUUGUCACAGGAGUUGUCAGUACACUUGUGUGUUCCAAGUACAUAUAUGCUUACCUGUUGAAUAACUUCCCCUGGUUUAGAGAACAUUUUGGUACUGAAAACCAACGUGGUGAUGACAAUGCCGGUGAAGCGCCUCAACAUGUACGCAUUAAUAUGGAUAACAUAAAUGAAGAUAAUGAGAAUGCAGUACUUGUGGAUAUAGGCCAACAUGGCAAUAAGGCAGUUGACCAAUGCAGCAGGGAUGGCAGCCCUGACAUGCUCCAGAUGAACCCGGAUGACCACAGUGCUCCGAAAGCAAAACAAGAACAAGGCCCAAAAAGGCAGAGAAACCCAAGUAGUAGCAGUAAGAACUCAGGGUCUUCAGAGGAUCUGGUGUCUCUAAUUUAUUUAAAUUAAUAUCCUAGA
Molecule: messenger RNA, 1098 nt
Organism: Patiria miniata (bat star)
Lineage: Eukaryota; Metazoa; Echinodermata; Asteroidea; Valvatida; Asterinidae
Exons: 11
Coding region: 52-1089 (345 amino acids)
Source: RefSeq, a predicted model, not a curated record